AUGGAAACAAUAAGUUUUGCCACAAGUGAUGACCCUAACAGGUCAUACAGUCUGCGGGAUAUAUUUGUGUUAAGUUUAUACGCUUUGACAACAAUUGUCGCAUUGUUUGGCAAUUGUUUGGUCUGUCGAGUGGUCAUCAAAUCACAAAAGAUGAGGACAACUGUAAAUCUAUUGAUCGUUAAUAUGGCUUUUUCUGACAUAAUCUGUGCCAUAACAAUACCAAUGCAAUGGCUAUUAUGUUCCCAGCAAUUACUGAACCGUUACGAUCACCUGUAUAUCGGAUGUGCCAUAAGUAAGAGCAUACAAGUGCUGUCAUUUUAUGUAUCAAGUCUUACAUUUACAGCCAUAGCCAUUGAUCGCUAUAUUGUAGUCCAUUAUCCGAUCAAAAAGAUUAAACCAAAAGUAUUCAUAAUCAUAGUGUGGGUAAUAUCUCUAGCAUUUGUCAUAUUUACCGCAGUGUCUGUCAAAAUAUUUACAUAUGAUUUCACAAGUGAUCCCAUUAUCACCUGUCAAGUGGUCUUACGCUUCGACUUUCCCUUUUCAUCAGACAUCCUGAGACACAUUCGUAUAAUUGGUGUUAUACUAACUCAAUACAUGCUUCCGGUGUUGACAUCAAUGCUAUUUUACGCCAAAAUUAUUCACACAAUUUGGAAGCGAAAUGUCGGAGAUAUGAUUGACGUCCAGAAAAGACAUUUGUUGGACAUCAAGAAGCGUACCAUUAAAAUGCUAAUCAUUGUUGUAGUUGUGUUUGCCAUUUGUUGGCUACCCGUCAAUGUUAUACAUUUUGUUGACUUUUAUGGCAAUCGUCUAAACGCCAGUGGAUGUAAUUCAAGCACAUUGUAUCUCAUAUUUUACUGGUUGGGUAUCAGUAGUUGCAGUUACAACCCAUUUAUCUUCUGGUGGCUCAAUCAUGACUUCAGGGCCGGUGCUAAAAGCGUCUGGAAGUACAUGACCUGUCGUUUCAUUAGAAAUAGAGACAGAAUUAGUUCCACUUCUUCUACUAAUACUCUCGUCAAUAGAAAACAAUCAAAUAUUUCUGUUUUCUAA
Molecule: messenger RNA, 1047 nt
Organism: Oppia nitens
Lineage: Eukaryota; Metazoa; Arthropoda; Arachnida; Sarcoptiformes; Oppiidae
Product: G-protein coupled receptor 83-like
Exons: 1
Coding region: 1-1047 (348 amino acids)
Biological process (GO): G protein-coupled receptor signaling pathway
Cellular component (GO): membrane
Molecular function (GO): neuropeptide Y receptor activity
Source: RefSeq, a predicted model, not a curated record